Molecule: messenger RNA, 483 nt
Organism: Strongylus vulgaris
Lineage: Eukaryota; Metazoa; Nematoda; Chromadorea; Rhabditida; Strongylidae
Source: the annotation of a GenBank genome assembly
AUGUUUAGUGGUUAUACGUCUCUAUCUGCUGAGAUUAUGUCAGAGCACUUCCUAAUGAUCCUGUUCCUAGUGACGUCCUUCUUCAUCAGUUCUUCAGCACUCAACAUCCUCAUUAUCGCUCCAACUCUCUCUUAUAGCCAUGUCUCAUUCAAUGCUAAAAUUGCUGAUAUCUUGUCAAUGAUCCUGUUCCUAGUGACGUCCUUCUUCAUCAGUACUUCAGCGCUCAACAUCCUCAUCAUCGCUCCAACUCUCUCUUAUAGCCAUGUCUCAUUCAAUGCUAAAAUCGCUGAUAGCUUGUCGUCUAAAGGUCACAAAGUGGUGUUAAGAAAAGAUGUGGGCCUUGCGCCAGGACAGCUGUCAAGCAUGCUGUGGAAAAAUCCAAGUCCUUAUGAAGACAGUUCUCCGCUAAAUCUGAGAAUAUUUAUAAAGCUUGUACGAGUUUCAUCAUUGUUUGUCAGAGCUUGCGAAGGUAUGCAUCUUUAA